UCCGAAAGCCCCGACUCGCGUUUGCCCCGAUAGGCUCGUCGUGUAAGCGCGGGUGCGGGAACUUCAAAUGUCAAGAUUGUCGACAUUACCAAGACCAAGAGAAUCUGUGUUUGCAGGCGGCUUCGACCCAUAUCGUGGCGAUGUUAAUGUCGUUUGUCCACCAAACCUACGCGAGUGCGUCCUUGCUAUGGAAGAUUGCUGCGAGGAAGCGCAUGAAGCUCAACAACUUCUUCGAAACGGGACAUUCGAUCUGCCCCGCAUGCGCAAAGUCCUUGAAAGCCAAAGGGUAUUCCUUCUAAUCGACGAGGGCACAGUGCACAGAUAUAAAGCUGAUCUUGCAGACGAGAUUGAGCCUCAGAUCAAUGAACUUAUCGACCGUGCAGAGAAAGGUCUCGGCGCUUUGACUCGUCGAGAGGGCUUGAUUCAAAGCAAAGUUGAAGCUGCACAGGCUAUGCAGUCUAGAGUCGCGACGGCACCCACCUCAAAUAAGCGUGAAGAAAGGCGUCUGCAAAUGCUUGCAAAGCAACGUCGGCGACUAGAAGAUGAAGUAAAGGUUUUGGAAUCAGAGAUACUGGCCCAUACAGGGAACAAGCGUAACGCUUCGCGCUCCUUUGGGGUACCUGCAGCGCCUUGAUUUUUUUCGAUAUUAUGCAUACAAAACUGUACUUAUUCUGUAUUUUUUUUCUGAUGUGGUAAAUUUGACUCAAUUAGUAUGCAAAACUGA
Suillus bovinus is the source of this 724-nucleotide messenger RNA. RefSeq names its product Spc19-domain-containing protein. Gene Ontology annotation, cellular component: DASH complex; spindle microtubule. The transcript has 4 exons. The record is from RefSeq and is a predicted model, not a curated record. Bases 68 to 634 code for a protein of 188 amino acids. Gene Ontology annotation, biological process: attachment of spindle microtubules to kinetochore. NCBI's taxonomy places the organism in Eukaryota, Fungi, Basidiomycota, Agaricomycetes, Boletales, Suillaceae.